Messenger RNA from Dictyostelium discoideum AX4, 3657 nucleotides. RefSeq lists its product as hypothetical. The transcript has 3 exons. Gene Ontology annotation, biological process: intracellular signal transduction. The record is from RefSeq and is a predicted model, not a curated record. NCBI's taxonomy places the organism in Eukaryota, Evosea, Eumycetozoa, Dictyosteliales, Dictyosteliaceae. Gene Ontology annotation, molecular function: guanyl-nucleotide exchange factor activity. Gene Ontology annotation, cellular component: cytoplasm. Bases 1 to 3657 code for a protein of 1218 amino acids.
AUGAGUAAAUCAGCAGCAUUUCUUUGUAAGAAAAAAGCAGCAUUACAAUGGAUAGAGAAUGUAUUGGAUAUUAAAAUUGAUCAAAGUAAAGAUUUUGCACAGAUUUUAGAUGAUGGUGUAUUAUUAUGUAAAGUUAUGCAUACGAUUAGUCCAAGAUUAAUGCCAAGAAUUUCCAAUCCAGAUACAGCCAAUACACCAAAAACAACCAUUCGUUUCAAAUACAAUGAAAACAUAUCUUUCUUUAUUCAAGCAUGUGCUGAUAUGGGUGUACCACGUCAUAAAAGAUUCACAUUAUUAGAUAUCGUUAAUAAUCAAAUCACUUAUUCAAAUAUUAGAAGAGUAAUUGAAUGUUUAGAAUCUGUUUGUAAAAUUGCAAAUUCAGAUAGCAAUUAUGAUUUUUCAGUUGAAUGGCCACAACUUAAUGCAGAGGAAGAGAAAUUUUCAAAUGAUCAAAUUAAUCAUGCAGAACAAUUGUUAGCACAAUUUACAAUUAGAGAGAAUAAAAGACAAGAAGUAAUUAAAAAGAGUCAAACUCAAAAUGAGGGUAACUCUGUUGAAGAAACUAAAAAUCAAUUAUUCAAACAUAUCGCCGCACAAAAGCAACUUUAUCCUGAUAAUAGUCCUGUUUUAAGGGUAAAUAAUUUAAAUAAUAAUAAUUUAAAUAAUAAUAAUAAUAAUAAUUGUAGUAAUAGUGGUGGUAUUAUUAAUAAUAGUAUUAGUAAUAAUAAUAGUAAAAAUAAUAGUACACUAUCAUCACCCUCAUCAUCUUACUCUUCUUUAUCAUCUUCACCUCUUUUUUCAACUUCAUCAAUAUCUACCAACUCUAUGGAUGACUUUAUAAAGGAUGAGACUGUUAAUAGUGGAAACAAUAUAAAUAGUAAUAGUAGUUUAAGUGAUAGUUGCAAUAGUACUGGUAGUAUAAGAUAUAAUAAAAGUGAUCUUAAUAUUAAAAAUAAAAAUGUAGAUAAUAAUAAUAAUAAUAAUAAUAGUAGUAGUAGUAGUAGUAGUAGUAAUAAUAGUAGUUAUAUUAGUAGUAAUAGUAGUAAUAAUAAUAAUAAUAAUAAUAAUAAAAAUAAUAAUAGUUUGGGGGAAUUUUCAUUUAAAGAUAUAUUAAAAAAAUGGAAAGAACCUUCUUUUUUUAAUAGUACAAAAUAUAAUAAUAACAACAAUAAUAAUAAUAAUAAUAAUAAUAGUAACAGUCAUAAUAAUAAUAAUAAUAAUAAUAAUAAUAAUAAUAAUAAUAAUAAUAAUAAUAAUAAUAAUAAUAAUAAUAAUAAUAAUAGUAAUAAUAGUGUUUUUAAUAAUAAUACCAGUAAAUCAAAAUCAGUAUUUAUAUCAUCAAAUGGGACAUCAUAUAAUAGCCCAUAUUGUACAAUAAAAUUCAAACCAAAUAAAAAUAAUGAUAAUUAUAAUAAUAAUAAUAAUAAUAACAACAGCAACCCUACUCAACAAGCACAAUCACCCCCAAAAACAUUGGAUCAAUGGAAAUAUUCAAGUACAACUCACUAUAAUAGCGCAAAUAGUAAUAACUUGAUUUCUAGAAAUCGUAGUGUCAGCAGUAGUGCCGGAAGUAUAAAUAAUACAAGUUUAAAUCAUUUUAGUAGUAGUUAUGGUGAUAUUAGUGAAAGUUUAAAAGAUAAUAAUAAAAAUAAUAACAGUGAUAAUAAUAAUAAUAAUAAUAAUAAUAAUAACAAUAGUAAUAGUACUAGUAAUAGUAAUAAUUAUGAUAAUCCUAAAAGUAACACAACUAAAAAAGAUAAUAGCAUCAAUGAAAUCAAUAAAGAAGAGGUAGUUGAUAAAGUUGAAAUCAAUGAUGAUGAUGUUGAUAAUUCACCAAAAUCUGAUAGAAAUAGUUUAUCACAACCAGCAUCACCAAUUAUUACUGGUUAUGUAAAGGGUACUUCAGCACCAGAUCAAGUAUCAUUAAAUAAUUCACCAGCAACUUCACCAGUUGUUAAAUCUUCUGAUACUGCUUCACCAACUAAAUCAACUGUAGUUUCAACUGCAACUGUAACACCAUCAACAACAACUACAACAACAACAACUACUACUACCUCCACCAGUUCCGUAAAUGCAACAUCAACAUCAACAUCAACAUCAACACCAACACCAACACCAACACCAACAACUACUGUACAACAACCAACACCAACAACAAAUGUAACAACACCAACACCAACAACAACAACAACAACAACAACUAAAACAACAACAAAAUUAUCAUUAGAAGAAAGAGCAGCAAUUAGAAUUCAAAGAGCAACAAGAGCAUGGAUUGAAAGAAAUAGAAAGAAAAUUCAAGCACGUGAUUCAGCUUAUAGAGAAAGAAUUGUACAAGAGAUUAUGAAAACAGAAGUUGAAUAUAUUAAUCGUUUAGCAUUUCUUCAUGAUCAUAUUUUAAAGGAUCUUAGAGAAGCCAUUGAAAAGGGAUCACCAAUUAUUUCACAAGAGGAAGUUCAAUCUAUUUUUAGUGAAGUAUCAAUUAUCUUGUCAUACAAUAAACGUUUAUUGAUCGAUUUAGAGGGUAGAACUAAAGACUGGAAAGUGGAUACAUUGAUUGGUGAUAUCUUUAUAAAGUUUUCCAAUUUCCUAAAGAUCUACUCUCAAUAUAGUAGAAGUUAUAGCGAAGCGAUGGGUGUACUAAAUGAAUGUAAGAAACAAACCAAAUUCAAAUCCUAUUUGAACAAAGUUAAGGAAUCAAACGAAGAGAUCAAGUUACGUGGUUUGGAGGAUUACUUAAUUAGACCCAUUCAACGUAUUCCAAGAUACUCAUUAUUGAUCAAAGAUAUGAUUGGUCAUACUUGGCCAACACAUCCAGACUAUGAACAAUUGAAAAUCGCCUUUGAAAAGAUUAAUAGUGUCGCAGAGAAUAUGAAUGAAAUGAGAAAGGAGGCUGAAAGUAUCAUGAAGUUGGCAGAGAUUCAAGAGAAAUUAGAUGGUGAUCAAACUCAACAACUCGCUAAAUCUCAUAGACGUUUCAUUAAGGAAGGUGAAUUUCAUGAGGUACUACCAAAGGGAAAGAAAAGUUUAAUCGUACUCUAUCUCUUUAAUGAUAGUUUGGCAAUCACUCGUCCAAAUAAAUCAAGUGGUUCCUCUUUCUUUGGUAAACAAAAAACAAUUCGUCUUCAAUUCGAACAAAUCAUUUUCCUUCAUCAAUUGGUGCUAAAAGAGUUUGAAGGUUCAUUAAAUCUUCAAAUUCUAAAAGAAAAAUCAUUCUCUAUGAUGAUUACUGCCCCCGAUAAAGAUACUCUCUCCGAAUGGAUUAAAGCAAUUAACAUUGAAAAAGUAGAAUAUCAAAAGACCCUAAGUGAUCAUAACGAUAGACAAAUGAGUCAUGUCGUUGAAAAAGCUGAACAAACUAAACAAAAAAUUGAAGAGAAAUUCACUCGUUCCUCUGGUCAAUACAAUACCAAGGAUGUUGAAUCAAUAGGUGGUAAUGAAAAUCAUGCCUCCCAUGGUAGUAACAAUAGUUUAUCCGGUAGUAAUGGUGGUAAUUCCUCUGAAGAAUUAUCAAAUUCACUUGGUGAUAUGAAAUCUGGUAAAAUGUCUUUACGUGAAAGAAGAGUUAAAUUGGCUCAAGAAUCAAAAACAAAAAGAUUAUCUGGUACAAGUUCUUCAUUUACAAAUUUAAAUGAUCAAAAUUUAAAAGAUUCAAAAUAA